AUGGCGACAGCGUCUCAAUCGCAACCGUCGUCGCAACAAUCUUUCACUAUGAGCCAGCAGUCGCAAGGUGCUGGCAUGUACCGCUCAUUUAAUGAUGCCAAUUCCAUGCUUGCGAACGAUGCGCCGCAGAUUUACUCGGCCGUGUACUCGGGCGUCGAUGUCUACGAGAUGGAAGUCAACAACAUCGCCGUUAUGCGGCGCCGAAACGACAGCUGGUUGAACGCUACUCAGAUUCUCAAAGUUGCCGGCGUCGACAAGGGAAAGCGCACCAAGAUCCUCGAAAAGGAGAUUCAAGCUACUGGCGAACAUGAAAAGGUUCAGGGAGGUUACGGCAAAUACCAGGGCACCUGGGUAAAGUUUGAGCGUGGUGUCGAGGUCUGCAAGCAGUAUGGCGUGGAGGAUCUGCUUCGGCCACUCCUUACUUAUGACAUGGGCCAGGAUGGCGGUGUUGCCGGUCGUGGUGACCUCAAUACCCCAACGAAGGAGCAAGCGAUGGCGGCCAUGAGGAAACGCAUGUAUAACGCGAAUGCGAAUGCGGAGAAUCGAAACAACACCCUGCCCGGAACCUUCUUCAAGAACAUUUCUAGCACCGCUUCGCAUGCCGUCGCUGCUUUGAGCAAGGCCCGCUUCGAGUCACCCGGUGCUAAGAAUAGGAACGGAGUACCGAGAGCGCCCAGUUUCAGCCGACAGACCUCGAUGUCCCAAAACCCCGACGACGGCUUCCCGGGAAAUUCGCAGCAGAGCUAUACCUCCGAAUACGGCCAUGCUGUCGACUCGGCUUACUCUACCCAACAAUCCGCUCACAUGCUCGACCAGCCCGAGCCUCCUCGCAAGAGGCAGAGAGUAACUAUGACACCUGCUGAUAGCUUCGCCUACAACGGAAACGCCGAUGCCCUUGCCAGCGCAUUUCCCGGGUCCCCUACCGAGCCGAACGAGUCGUUCAUCUACUCUCACGCUGGCAUCCACGAACAGCCACACGACGGAUUUAGCCCCCUUCCGCCACUGCCUUACGAGCUCUCGCCAGAGGCCGACCAGUGUAAGAGCACGUUAUUAAGUCUCUUCUUAGACUCUGGCUCUUCCGAGCAUACCAAAUUCGACGAUAUUAUCAAGGGCAUGACCCCCCGCCAGCUGGAUAUGCCCAUUGACAAUCACAGCCAUACUGUACUGCAUUGGGCCGCCGCCCUAUCGCGUCUCCCGCUUCUUCGAGCCCUCAUCGCCGCUGGCGCGAGUCCCUACCGUGUGAACGCAUCCGGCCAUACCGCUCUUAUGAGGGCCGUGACGGUUACCAACUCCAUGGAACUCAACUCGUUCCCCGACCUCCUAGAUGUUCUCGGCGGAACCUUGGAGAUUCGCGACAACAAGGGCCGUACAGUUCUCCACCACAUCGCGGUGACUAGUGCCGUGAAGGGUCGCAAUGCGGCCAGCCGGUACUACCUGGAGAGUUUGCUAGAGUGGAUUGUUCGACAGGGCAGCGUGCCUAGUAGCCAGCAGCCCGCAGCAACCAACGGUCUCAAUGGUCUCAACGGCCAUUCUAGCAGCGCCCCCCCGAGCUCGCAGCAACAGGCCCCCCCUAAGAUGGGAUUGGCGAGGUUCAUGGCGGAAAUCGUAAACACCAAGGAUAACGCCGGUGAUACCGCGCUCAACAUUGCGGCCAAGAACGGAAACCGCAGCGUCAUUUCGCAAUUACUCGAGAUCGGUGCUGAUAACAAGAUUGCCAACCGCUCGGGACUCUGCCCGCUUGAUUUCGGCGUCGGCGUCGACGGUCCGACUGAGAAUGGCAUAAACGGUGAUUCGGCCAAUGAUAAUAGUAGGUUCAUUGGCAGUUCUCAGAGGAGUAAGGAGAGUCGUGAUGAAAUUAUUCAUUCCAUCUCACUUCUCCUGGAUCAAACAUCGGCCGAGUUCCAAAAAGGACUCAAGACGAAGCAAACCACACUCGACGGGCUCUACUCGUCCAUACGUGCCACAUCCAGCCAGCUCAGCGACACCCGAAAGAGGCUCGAAGCGCUGCGCGAGGCAGUGAGGCGACAACAACUCGCGAGGCAACAAGUCAUCAACCUAUCGCACGCCCGAGAAGACGAGCAAGGCCGGUUCGAUCCCCGGUUAAAGGGCGCCGACGCUGUCUCCGCCUGGGAAACCGAACUCGGCGCCGCCCUCGAGACAGCCGCCGACAACACCUCGGCGAGCUACUUCCCGUCCGCGAAUUUACUCCGCGCUAGGAUCAAGGCCGUUUCCGGACGUAACGAGGCUACGCGCAAGAUGGUCCAGGCCCUCAAGGGACGCAGUCGCGAAGUGGAGUUCAAGUAUCGUCGCAUCGUGUGUCUGUGCACGUCGGUGCCGGAGAACGAUAUUGACGCCGUUAUUGACGGCCUGCUGAGAGCAGUUGAGAGUGAGAAGGGCGAGUUGGAGAUUGGACGGGUGAGGCGGUUCCUCGGUGGUGUCGAGACCGGCCCGCUGAGGUGA
This is a messenger RNA of Scedosporium apiospermum, 2460 nucleotides long. RefSeq lists its product as uncharacterized. The record is from RefSeq and is a predicted model, not a curated record. Gene Ontology annotation, molecular function: DNA binding; transcription coactivator activity; protein binding. Gene Ontology annotation, cellular component: MBF transcription complex; SBF transcription complex. The transcript is spliced from 3 exons. NCBI's taxonomy places the organism in Eukaryota, Fungi, Ascomycota, Sordariomycetes, Microascales, Microascaceae. Bases 1 to 2460 code for a protein of 819 amino acids.